GGAAGGAAGCCGUAGCAGCAGCCGCAGCAGAAGCAGCAGUAGCAGUAGUACUACUACUACUACUAGUAGUACUACUGGUACUAGUACUUGGACCUUUAGCUGUUGCGUCACAACUUUACUGUUACACACAACCACAAGAAGAAGAAAACUAAGUGCAGCAACGAGCAGCAGCUUCUCUACAGAGCAGAGUCCAGCUCAGGAAGUGAACAGCUGAGGGACUUCACUUUGUUUUCCGCCGGGCAAGAAAAAGGAGUUUGCUGAGUGAAGAAGCGUUUCCAGACUGGGACAUGUCAUACCUCAUAGCCUUACCUCCUCCGUCCUGACAAACAGGAUCCUGACAGUCUACCUCAACACAUGUGUCAUCCACCCUCUCGCUUCUACCUCUUAGCACAUCCCCUACUCCUUCUCUACCUCAGCAUGUACUGUAAAUGCACAUAGCUCUUAUCAACCGCGUCAGAAAGUCCAACUGACCCUUCACGUUAUCACCGGUGCUCUCGGGUUUCAGUCAUCCAGCGAUAGUGGAACAGUUGACUGGGUUUCUUCCUGCUUUGCAGCACAUAAUCACUAUCUGACACUGUGUCGGGAGGUGCCUCCUGGAGCAGCCAUGUUGGGCAUGGGUUUGUGAUGUCUGAGCCCUGCGACGGACCAGCACCAGGAGCUUGGGAAGGACUUGGGCGGAGUGACAGGAACGCUCCUCUGUUCGUGGUUGGCGGCGAAGAUGAUGAGCAGGACAUGGGUCAAGUGGAGACAGGCAUGAGGAACGAGAUGUUUCGAGAGGAAGAAAUGGAGGAUGAUGAAGAUGAGUCGCCACCGGAGCGACAGAUUGUGGUCGGCAUUUGUGCCAUGAUGAAGAAGUCCAAAUCCAAGCCCAUGACUCAGAUCCUGGAGCGCCUUUGUAAGUUUGACUACAUCGACAUGGUCAUCUUUCCUGAGGAGGUGAUCCUGGAGGAACCUGUGGAGAAAUGGCCCCUCUGUGACUGCCUCAUUUCCUUCCACUCCAAAGGAUUCCCUCUUGACAAAGCUGUGGAGUAUGCCAAGCUCAGGAAUCCACUGCUCAUCAAUGACCUCAAUAUGCAGUAUUUCAUACAGGACAGGAGAGAAGUUUACCGGAUCCUAAGAGAAGAGGGCAUUGACCUACCUCGCUACGCUGUGUUAAACCGAGAUCCCGACAAUCCUGAGGAGUGUAACCUUGUGGAGGGGGAGGACCAUGUGGAAGUGAAUGGGGAGGUGUUCCCGAAACCCUUUGUGGAGAAACCUGUGUGUGCUGAAGACCACAACGUCUACAUCUAUUACCCAACAUCUGCUGGAGGAGGCAGCCAGAGACUCUUCAGAAAGAUUGGGAGUCGGAGUAGUGUAUACUCACCAGAGAGCAGCGUACGAAAGACUGGAUCCUACAUCUACGAGGAGUUCAUGCCCACAGAUGGCACAGACGUGAAGGUUUACACGGUGGGUCCAGACUACGCCCACGCCGAGGCACGAAAGUCUCCUGCUCUGGACGGAAAGGUAGAGAGGGACAGUGAGGGGAAGGAGAUCCGCUACCCCGUCAUGCUUACUGCCAUGGAGAAACUGGUGGCUCGCAAGGUCUGCCUGGCUUUCAAGCAAACAGUUUGUGGAUUUGAUCUGCUCAGAGCCAAUGGCCACUCCUUUGUCUGUGAUGUUAACGGUUUCAGCUUCGUCAAAAAUUCCAUGAAGUACUACGACGACUGUGCCAAAGUCCUGGGGAACAUGGUAAUGAGGGAGUUAGCCCCCCAGUUCCACAUCCCCUGGUCCAUUCCAAUGGAGGCUGAAGACAUCCCCAUUGUCCCAACCACCUCAGGAACCAUGAUGGAGCUGCGCUGUGUUAUUGCCAUCAUCCGUCAUGGAGAUCGCACACCAAAGCAGAAGAUGAAAAUGGAGGUCCGACAUCCUCUGUUCUUCGAGUUGUUUGAGAAGCAUGGAGGCUAUAAAUCAGGAAAGCUAAAGCUAAAAAAGCCAAAACAGCUACAAGAAGUGCUGGACAUUGCCCGCCUGCUGCUGGUUGAACUGGGCCAGCAUAACGACUGUGAGAUCGAGGAGAAGAAAUCUAAACUGGAACAGCUCAAGACCGUCCUGGAGAUGGAAUCCAGCUUGAAUGACACUCAGUACGGUCAUUUCUCAGGUAUCAACAGGAAAGUCCAGCUCACCUACCUACGUAACGGCCAACCUAAAGCCUCCAGCGAAGAAGAAGACUCUAAGAGGGACGGUCCUUCUCUGCUGCUGGUGUUGAAGUGGGGCGGGGAGCUUACGCCUGCAGGCCGGGUUCAGGCUGAGGAGCUGGGCAGGGCCUUUCGCUGCAUGUAUCCUGGAGGUCAAGCCGGUAACCGCGGGUCCCUUGGCUGCGAGUCCCCUAUUGACUUCGGUGACUAUGCUGGGUUUCCUGGGUGUGGCCUCCUGCGCCUGCACAGCACUUACCGCCACGACUUGAAGAUCUACGCCUCUGACGAAGGCAGAGUGCAGAUGACAGCUGCUGCGUUUGCCAAGGGUCUGCUGGCUCUGGAAGGAGAGUUGACACCGAUCCUGGUCCAGAUGGUGAAGAGUGCCAACAUGAAUGGACUGCUGGACAGUGACAGCGACUCUCUGACUGACUGCCAGCAGAAGGUGAAGGCCAGGCUACAUGAAAUCAUGCAGAAGGAUCAGGACUUUGCAGCUGAAGCUUAUGAGAAGUUGGCCCCAACAGGUAGUCCUUCCCUGGUGAACUCCAUGAAGAUCAUUCAGAAUCCAGUCAACACUUGUGAUAAGGUCUACACCCUCAUCCAGAGUCUCACCAAACAGAUCAGAAAGAGACUGGAGGACCCCAAGUCUGCAGACCUGCAGCUUUACCACAGCGAGACAUUGGAGCUGAUGCUUCAGCGCUGGUCCAAAUUAGAGAGAGAUUUCCGCACAAAGAAUGGGCGCUACGACAUCAGCAAGAUCCCCGACAUCUACGACUGCAUCAAAUACGACUCACAGCACAAUGCCUCCCUAGGACUGGAGGACACGCUGGAGCUGUUCAGACUGUCCCGCGCCCUGGCUGACAUAGUUAUACCACAGGAGUAUGGCAUCAACAAAGCUGAGAAGCUGGACAUUGCUCAGGCCUACUGUGUUCCUCUAAUGAAGAAAAUCCAGCUCGACCUUCAGAGGACCCAUGAGGAUGAGGCUGUUAACAAGCUGCACCCCCUGUAUUCUCGGGGUGUGAUGUCUCCUGGUCGUCACGUCCGCACACGUCUCUACUUCACCAGCGAGAGCCACGUCCACUCCCUGCUCAGCGUCUUCCGCUACGGAGGCCUGCUGAAUGAGGAGAAGGACCAGCAGUGGAAACAGGCAAUGGACUACCUGAGUGCUGUGACUGAGCUUAACUACAUGACACAGAUAGUCAUCAUGCUGUAUGAAGACAACAAUAAGGACCCCUCCUCAGAAGAGCGUUUCCAUGUCGAGCUUCAUUUCAGCCCAGGAGUCAAAGGAUGUGACGAUGAGGAGAAUGUACCUCUCGGCUUCGGCUUCCGCCCGGCCUCCUCUGAGAACCAAGACAAACAGCCGAAUCAGGGCAGUCUAGAGGACCUCUCCCAGGACCAGCCAGACCAGGCAGUUCUUAUUUCUGAGCCGAUCAACAUCCAGCGAAGGUCUCCCAUGAUCCGCAACCGCAAGACGGGCUCCAUGGAGGUCCUCUCUGAGACCCCUCCCACCGCAUCCUCCAAGGGCGGCACCUCCCAUCGACUCUUCCCCUCCUGUUCACACCAGUCUCCUGAGAUCAAACCAACCAUUGGCCUAGACCCCUCAGUCAAGCUCCAAGUAGUCCAUCUUCCAGGGGGGUUUCCUGCUGAGCUGGCCCUGCCGGAGUUGGCCCCUCUGGCUGUGGACAGGGCCACGGCCCACCACCUGCAUCACUGCCCCUACCACCUCCGCCUCCUCGAGACCUGGCUGAUGUCUGGUCAGGAGCUCCCAGAAUCCCUCCACGGUUUUGAAGGCUGCUCCAUGGUGCCCUCUAUCUACCCGCUGGAGACGCUGCACAACUCGCUGUCAUUGAAGCAAGUGGACGAGUUUCUCAACACGGUGUGUGAGAGCAGCAGCGAGGCCCACGCCAAAACCAUGAAAGCGCUCUCCAGCCUGUUUGACUCUCAGAGCCAGACGUCUCUCUACAGCCCACAGCAGCCUCUGUCCUCCUCUGGAUCUGAGACUUCUCUGCGGCCGCCAAGUCAGCCUCUGUGGCAUGGCAGCAUCCCCUCUAGUGCUGUGUCCAGCGCGGGCCCCUCUUCGCCAAUCACAGAGAGCUCUGGCCUGAACUUCAGCUUCAGUGAGUAGACUGACGCAAGGACUUCUGGGUAUCUGAGAGGGGACGACAUGAGGCCCUUGGUUUGUUCGUCUCCGUGCUUUUCUACAUCUUUCUUGUUGUCCCUCCGCUCACGAGCCCAAAGAAACACUGGAGGGAAAUGAUUCUGGAGGAGUCCAACCCUGCCUUAGGUAUUACAAACUGUUAAUAUAACCACUCACACUCAACACAGACUCUUCUGGUGCAGCCAGACCACAGCUCUACCCCUGCUCCGCACUGUAAGAAAACUCUGCACCUUCACCAGUUCUAAACCUCUCAUCACCUGCAUCUUCCUCUUCAGUUUCGCUGCAAUUUCAUCAAGCCGCUGCAACUCCUUCAACAGUGCAUUGAGCCAAAACUCAGACCAGUGGUGCCUGUGAUGUCAUUUUGAUACUGCCCACAUCAAAACCCAAUGCUUCAACCACCAGCUGCCUCAUGAAACUACCUGCACCUACAGCUGAAAUGCAAGAGACUGCCAGUCAGCUGUCAUAUAGUCACAUUUGAGAAUACAAAAGGUAAACAUGUCUCUGCUGCAUUACAGCUGUACUUUUAGCCAGUCAUUGUCCAGCUUUAGAGAAAUUAGUUUUUUGAGCAUGAAGUGGGGGAGAGAAUCAAAGCUUUGAAAAAAUACUUUAAACUUGUGGAAAUGAGAGUUAGAUAAGUGUGUUAAUAUCCCUUUGAUCUGUUAGUUGAAUAUGAUGAAAAAUCUGUUGGCUUUGCACGGUACAAAGAGAGAGGAGGUAAACGACAAGUCUGUCCAAAAAUAAUGAAACACCUCCUCUAAUCGACACGUUUUAUCUGUUUGUGAUUUGUAUAAAAUUGAAAGUGUAAAGAACAACAGUUUGGUUUUAUUUGCAGAAGCUUUUACACUGCAGUUUAUGUCUGAAUUAAAUAAAUUGGAUAUAAUGUGUCAUAUCCCAUUUGCAAAAUGUAUCUUCACAUUCCGUGUGCAGACAUGAGGGUGAUACUGAUCUUCUCAUCUAACUCUUGGUAAGAAAGCAAAGAUGUGCUUACCUGUGUCAAACUAUUCCUUUAUGAACUCGUGAACAUUAUUUCACAAUGUAUAUUUGGUUUGUAAAGAUUAUUUAGUUUUUAAAGGCAGAAGUUGAAAACCUUUAGAAAUAACGUUUUAUUCUCAGACCUUUUCAAACUUUUGUCCACCAAAGCAGCAGCUGCAGCCUAAAUGUGUCCGACACUGUGACAUACAGAGAAUGGGCAUCAUGCACCAUCAGGACUCGGAUUACAAAGUGCUUGAUUCGACUGCCAUACUCUUUAUUUUUAAUUUUUAUUAUUUUAUGAUCAUCUGCUGUUAAAUGGAAACGCAAUGAAUGUGUAAAUGUGCCUUUAAAUAACUUGUGAGAGAAAUAUUGAAGUGUUUCACACACUGUUGGUUUCCUGCUGUAUUAUAUUAUUUUUAUUUGAGGGGUGGUCACAACUGAGGUUUGAUUUCAAGAAAAUCUUUGGUUUAGAUUUAUUUUAGACUUAAAGCGAAACCUCAUUUGAUUGAGUAGUAUAAAUGUAAUUCUAUAUGACGACUACCUGAAUACUGCAGUUUUCAGACUGUGUGAUACCACACCAAAUUACUUGUGUAUUUUUUUAGUGUUAAAUUAAUCAAGUGACAGUUUGUGAAGACAAGUGAUGCUCAAGUAGACUUGUCAGGAAUCUGAAAGUGGAACUUUUUUUUAUCAUUAACAUGAAUGAACCAGGGGUCAAUUCACCUUCAGUUGGUUAAAUUAAAAUCUCAAAAUAAAUACAGAUACUUUUAUAACUUUGACCAAAACAAAGCUCCAUGAUAAAGCAGUGACUUGCAGUUUUUUUUAGGAGUGCGGUAAUAAAGAGAACUGCAUUCAGGCAGUGCUGUCAGCAUCACCAAAGUACAAAUGAAAGAAAUAAAAUGGCUCCCUUUUUAAUUUCAACCUAGUUUAACUGAAAAUGAUCUGAGCCCAAACUCCUGCUGUAGAACAAACAUGUAUAUUUUAGCCAGAAAUAGUUUGAUUUUAAUAUUAAGAUUCAUUCUUUUUCCUUCCAUUCUUUUUUUUGUUGAUGUAGGUAAUUGUAUGUAUGUGUAUUUAUGUUAUUAUUUAAUGUUCAAUUUAAUGGCAGCCACAGAGGGGUGUGUAUGUUUUGUGACGAGAUUGGCUGCUGGAGAACAAAAUCGGUUUAACGUGCAAAUUCUGUAACAUUCUUUUUCGAUGGACGUUUAGGUCGAGACGUGAUGUUGGAAAAGAAGAAGGGGAGGAAGGGGGUUAAUAAAAAAAAGUGAAACAGUGAAAA
This is a messenger RNA of Hippoglossus stenolepis (Pacific halibut), 6577 nucleotides long. It is a transcript of the gene ppip5k1b, whose product is annotated as diphosphoinositol pentakisphosphate kinase 1b. Gene Ontology annotation, molecular function: 5-diphosphoinositol pentakisphosphate 1-kinase activity; inositol hexakisphosphate kinase activity; diphosphoinositol pentakisphosphate kinase activity. Gene Ontology annotation, cellular component: cytosol. The transcript is spliced from 31 exons. Gene Ontology annotation, biological process: inositol metabolic process; inositol phosphate biosynthetic process. Bases 625 to 4296 code for a protein of 1223 amino acids. The record is from RefSeq and is a predicted model, not a curated record. Lineage: Eukaryota; Metazoa; Chordata; Actinopteri; Pleuronectiformes; Pleuronectidae.